This is a messenger RNA of Saccharomyces kudriavzevii IFO 1802, 1080 nucleotides long. It is a transcript of the gene CAB1, whose product is annotated as pantothenate kinase. The coding region runs from base 1 to 1080 and encodes 359 amino acids. The transcript has a single exon. Gene Ontology annotation, cellular component: nucleus; cytosol. The record is from RefSeq and is a predicted model, not a curated record. Gene Ontology annotation, molecular function: pantothenate kinase activity; ATP binding. Gene Ontology annotation, biological process: coenzyme A biosynthetic process. NCBI's taxonomy places the organism in Eukaryota, Fungi, Ascomycota, Saccharomycetes, Saccharomycetales, Saccharomycetaceae.
AUGCCGCGGAUUACUCAAGAGAUAUCGUACGAUUGUGAUUAUAGCGACAAUACUUUCAACCUUGCUAUUGAUAUAGGAGGCACCUUGGCCAAAGUGGUCUUCUCGCCAAUAAACAGUAACAGGCUGAUGUUCUAUACAAUUGAAACAGAGAGAAUCGAUAAGUUUAUGGAACUUCUGCAUUCCAUUAUUGCAGAACAUAAUAAUGGGUGCUACGAAAUGACUCAUAUAAUUGCCACUGGUGGUGGCGCCUUCAAGUUUUAUGAGUUGUUAUACAAGAACUUUCCUCAGGUAAAGGGCAUAUCGAGAUUUGAAGAGAUGGAAGGUUUAAUUCAGGGUUUAGAUUUCUUUAUUCACGAGAUUUCCGAUGAAGUUUUCACCUAUAACGACCAAGACGGUGAAAUGAUAAUACCCACCAGUUCCGGUACUAUGGACUCAAAAACCAUCUAUCCCUAUCUUCUAGUCAAUAUAGGGUCAGGUGUCUCUUUGUUAAAAGUCACUGAACCAAAUAAUUUCAGUAGAGUAGGCGGUUCUUCGCUAGGCGGAGGGACUCUUUGGGGCCUGCUAUCACUAAUCACCGGCGCUCAAACCUACGACCAGAUGCUCGAUUGGGCCCAAGAAGGCGACAACUCUAGCGUCGAUAUGCUAGUUGGGGAUAUUUAUGGAACAGACUAUAGCAAAAUUGGUUUGAAAUCCUCCGCUAUUGCCAGUUCAUUUGGCAAGGUUUUCCAGAAUAGAGUCACUUCUAACAAACCCUUGGCAAAUAAUGACGAUGACAUAUGCUGUUCGCAUGAAUCUAUUGAGAAAAAUAAUGGACAAAUGUUCAAAAACCCUGAUAUUUGUAAAAGCCUUUUAUUUGCCAUUUCGAACAAUAUCGGGCAAAUAGCUUAUUUGCAAGCUAAAAUCCACAAUAUACAGAAUAUAUAUUUUGGAGGAUCUUACACUAGAGGACAUUUAACUACUAUGAACACUUUGAGUUAUGCUAUUAAUUUUUGGUCUCAAGGAUCAAAGCAAGCGUUCUUUCUCAAACACGAAGGCUACUUGGGUGCAAUGGGUGCCUUUUUAAGCGCAUCUCGUCAUUAA